This is a messenger RNA of Syzygium oleosum, 1417 nucleotides long. RefSeq names its product NDR1/HIN1-like protein 6. Gene Ontology annotation, cellular component: plasma membrane. The record is from RefSeq and is a predicted model, not a curated record. The transcript has a single exon. Lineage: Eukaryota; Viridiplantae; Streptophyta; Magnoliopsida; Myrtales; Myrtaceae. The coding region runs from base 144 to 935 and encodes 263 amino acids.
AAAAAAAGAUUUAAGAAGAGAUGAUAAUGAAGAGAGAUUCCACACUUGCCAUGGCCUAAGAAGCAUCUCUUCCUUCCUUUCUCACUUCUCACUUCACUCUCUCUCUCCCUCUCCCUCUCCCUCUCUCCCAACCGCCGCCCAAUAUGGCGGACAGAGUCUACCCAUCAGCCAAACCCGCCGCCGCCGCCGCCAAUGCCAACGGCACUCCCACGACCGCCGGCCCCGCCGCCAACAAGCCCCAGCUCUACCGCCCCUACCGCCCGCAGCCCCCCAAACGCCGCCGCCGCCGCCGCUGCGGCCUCUGCUGCUGCUGCUUCUGGACGAUCCUGCUUCUCCUCUUCGUCGCCCUCCUCGCCGCCAUAGCCGGCGCCGCCCUCUACGUCCUCUACCACCCCCACCGCCCCGCCUUUUCCCUCUCCUCCUUCCGCACCGUCGCCCUCAACCUCACCACCGCCCCCGACGGCUCCGCCUCCCGCCUCACCACCCUCUUCAACCUCACCCUCAUCUCCAAGAACCCCAACUCCCACAUCUUCACCUUCUUCUACGACCCACUCCUCGUCUCCCUCUCCUCGGCCUCCGGCUCCGUCUUCCUGGGCAACGGCUCGAUCCCCGCGUUCGCGAGCUACCCCAAGAACCAGACGACCCUAAGGACGGUGGCGUCGGCGACCACGGAGGACGUCGACGCGGAAUCCGUCGCCUCUCUGAGGUCGGAUCUGAGGAGGAAAGCCGGGCUGGCUCUGGAAGUUCGGAUGGAGACGAAGGUGAGGGUGAAGGCCGGCGGCCGGAGGAGCAAGAAGGUCGGGAUCAGAGUCGUCUGCGGCGGGAUCAAGGGAGUGUCGGCGCCGAGGGACAAGAAUGCGACCGUCGUCGCCAACGUUGCUGACUCCGAGUGCAAGGUCGAUCUCCUGAUCAAGAUCUGGAGGUUCACGUUCUGAUCUGGACAGUUUUUGUUUUUUUUUAUAGAAUUUCUGAGGAUCAUUAACGGAUCAAUCAUGGGAUUGAUGAAAAGAAAAGGAAGAAAAAAAGAUUAGUGGAUCAAGAAAAGAAAAGGGUAAAUUUUAUCUUCCUUGCUUUUUCCGAAUUUUUAAUUUAAUUAUGUCGGUGUAAUAGGGUAUAGUUUUUCUUGCAAGUGCCGUGUGAAAGGGGAUAACAAUAUUUGUUUAUUUGCUUUUGUGGAAAUUGGAAAUUGCUUUAGAAGCCGUUGUUUUAACCCUUGACCUACAAAAAAGGGUUCAAAAAAAUAUUAAAAAAAAAUAAUCCGUUUGUAUCGAAUGUACAUGUAGCCGGUUGUCGUGCCGUGGUCGCAAUGAGAUGUGCUAUGACAUUAUUGUCGGUUGUUACGGUUGUGAAGUGUUUCUCGAACAAUUCUCCAAGGAUUGUAAUUAUUAUUUGAUCAAUAAUAUCGUGCUUUUGAGAA